Molecule: messenger RNA, 699 nt
Organism: Homarus americanus (American lobster)
Lineage: Eukaryota; Metazoa; Arthropoda; Malacostraca; Decapoda; Nephropidae
Product: glutenin, high molecular weight subunit DY10-like
Exons: 2
Coding region: 1-699 (232 amino acids)
Source: RefSeq, a predicted model, not a curated record
AUGGGCAGCAGCACACAGGGUGACCACGGGGCAGCAGCAACAGGGACACAGGGUGACCACGGGGCAGCAGCAACAGGGACACAGGGACCACGGGGCAGCAGCAACAGGGACACAGGGGUGACCACGGGGCAGCAGCAACAGGGACACAGGGGUGACCACGGGCAGCAGCAACAGGGACACAGGGUGACCACGGGGCAGCAGCAACAGGGACACAGGGUGACCACAGGGCAGCAGCAACAGGGACACAGGGUGACCACGGGGCAGCAGCAACAGGGACACAGGGUGACCACGGGGCAGCAGCAACAGGGACAUAGAGUGACCACGGGGCAGCAACAGCAGGGACACAGGGUGACCACGGGGCAGCAACAGCAGGGACACGGGGGGAGGGGGGGGAAUGGUGACCACGGGGCAGCAGGUGGGGUCAACGUAGUAUUUCCCGGCUGUCGUCAGGCCAGCGGGGGCCCUGAUAACAAGCUACCCCGGGCCCACACCGCCCCCAGAGGUGCCCCGACCGGCCUUUGUGGCCCCGUCCAAUAUAUCCUGAGGAGUCUACACCGUGUAUACCUGGCUAUAUUCUACAAGCUUGGCCACACUGUACUGACCAAGCCACACCAUGCAGACCUGGCCAUGCCGUGUGGUUGUGUCCACAUCGGAAAUUAUUUUUUGAUGACUGAAGACGAGAUGAUGAAAGAAUACUAA